AUGUGCGAUCUAGGAAAUGCGCUAGUAAGCUCCAAGCCAGCAAGACAUUCUAAAAGGAUUAACAAUAGCAGAAGGAACGCGUUGUUAGGACCCGAGAGGAAUUUUCGUUCAAGGCACUUGAUGCGUAACGAGCGGCGUUUUAAUUCCCUGCGAAAUUGGCCGCGAAGUUUCCAUCAAGGACAAUUUCAAGCGUAUUCCACAAGCGCGACUAUUUCGUGUAGCAUAUGUCGCGAGAGGAAUAAAUCAUCGGAGUGUGAGCAGCUACUGAGAGCGGAGCCCGAGAAACGCAGAAGAAUCGUGGUUAACGCCAAUUUGUGUUGUAAUUGUUUACAAGCUGGUCACCGCGUCUACACAUGUAUUAAGAAUGACUGCUGCAGAAAGUGCAAGAACAGGCAUCAGGAGUUGUUACAUGUGAACGAGGCUGUUACAGAAUGUGCAACAACGGGCAUCACGAGUUUUGUCGUUCGGAAGGCAUCGGCGGUGCAGAAUGCACAUGUAGAGCUCCAUCACUUGCAAACACCCUCGCUGUUACUUACUGCAGUGGUGCACUUGCUGGAUCGUGACAGCAGGCCGCACGAGUGUCGUGAGCUCCUUGAUUCGGGUUUCGAAGCACAUUUUUUAACAAUCCGGUUCGCGAAUCUUCUGCGAAUAGCCAAACGGGAGGCGAACGUACCCAUUUCUGGCGAAAACCAAACGGAAACUAGAGUCAAACAAGCAAUCUUAGCAACGUUAAAAUCGCGAACAGAAAAUUAUUUGGUAGAAAUACAACUUUUAUUAUUACUCACUGUAACGAAUAGGUUGCCUUCGCAACGAAUUCCGCGAGAAGAAUUGACUAUACCGGUAGGGAUCCAAUUGGCAGAUCCCAAGUUUUGUGAGCCAGCGAAUAUCGACGCGAUUGUCCGUGUCGAGAUUUUUGCUUCACUAUGUCGCGCAGGACAGAGCAUAAGGUUAAAUGAAAAUUUAAUGGCACAAGGAACUGUACGAGGAUUGCUUGUUAUAAGCACAGGAGCCACGCGUACUCCUCAAAGCGUUAAUUGCCACACGGCUACGGUAGAUUUAGACUCACAAUGGGAAAAAUUUUGGAAGAUUGAAGAAGUAGCAGAGAGUAGUAUUAGGUCGCACGAGGAAAAUUUGUGCGAACCACAUUAUAAAAACAACACGCGACGGGAUGAUACUGGCAGAUAUAUAGUGAGACUGCCAUUUAAGAAAGAAAAUCAGUUAGGAGAUUCGUAUACGAGCGCGUUACGAAGAAUUCACGCCUUAGAGCGAUCAUUAUCGCGCAAGCCGGAAAUUAGAAAUGAAUACAUUAAAUUCUUAUCCGAAUAUAAAGAACGUUGGGAAAAAAUCGCACGUUACGAUUAG
Messenger RNA from Polistes canadensis, 1362 nucleotides. RefSeq lists its product as uncharacterized. The record is from RefSeq and is a predicted model, not a curated record. NCBI's taxonomy places the organism in Eukaryota, Metazoa, Arthropoda, Insecta, Hymenoptera, Vespidae. Bases 1 to 1362 code for a protein of 453 amino acids. The transcript has a single exon.